Molecule: messenger RNA, 3009 nt
Organism: Culex quinquefasciatus (southern house mosquito)
Lineage: Eukaryota; Metazoa; Arthropoda; Insecta; Diptera; Culicidae
Product: coiled-coil domain-containing protein 66
Exons: 7
Coding region: 721-2805 (694 amino acids)
Source: RefSeq, a predicted model, not a curated record
GGGGCUUUUUUGUAUUCUUUUUAGCUCAUUUUAGUAAACUAUUUUUAUCGUUAUAACUUAAAUGUUAUGCCCUUCUUUCUUAUUUUUGGGCCUAUAUUCUAUACCAGCUUAUAUUAACUAUUAACGUAACAUUUAUUUAAAACUACGCGUUGAACUCGCAGUCUUAUUUGCUUCGAAAUGAUUUUGCUUUUUAGGAAGGUCCCGGUUUUGAUUGAAAUUCCUUGGUGCAAAAUACCGGCUGUAUCGAAAACAGUUUCUGAUUCAGGAUGAUUUCCCCCUGCUGCUAGCUACCAACACACUGCCUUAUAAACUGUCCUAAUAAAGUACGGAGGAAGAAAAUUUGAUUUCUAUUUAUGAGCUCUGACAGGUUGUAAGCCAUAUUGUAGGGGAAAGUGUCCUAUUUUUGAUGUUAAUCCUAAUUCAUAAAUUUUGAAAAAGAACUUUUUUGAUAUUGUGAUCUGAUUUUCUGCAAAAAAUGUUCAAAAUACCUUAAAUUAGUUCUGUAGUUUCACCACCACGUGGAAUUGCGUUCUAUACGGAAUUUAUCACGCGACCUGUCCCGUGUAUGUGUGUCUGUACGGUGUACGUGUGUAUCGGUGUCGAAUGUGAAGGUCGCGCCAGCACAUGAACUGCCACAAACUCGUAUACGUGGAUAAUUAAUAUUAAUAGUCUGGCGAAGGGAAUAGCCGGUAGUUCAACGAAUUUUGAAGAAAAGAUGAGAUGGAACAGUGGGUGUCGGACACCUUCUACUCGUACUUUCCCAGCUUCAACAAGAACCAAAACGAGAAGAAAUCGAUGCUGUCCCGGGCGCGCCAGGCCGACUACCAAGAGUAUCUGAAAAAUAUCCCCCAGGUCACAACGAAACACCAGCAGUACAUGGAAAAGUUCGGCCACCAGGCCGUCCAAACCGUCAACGAAGUGGGCACCAACACCAACCACAACAACAGCGGCAGCAACCUAAAGUCGACCUCAGCCGCCAAGAACUACCUGUCCCCAUCGACGGGCGCCACCCCCAACGUGAGCUUCAGCCCGCACCUGGUCACGACGUCCUCGCCGUCACCGGCGACCCAGAACCCCAUCCGGAAGGCGGUGGCUAGCGAACCGAGCGCGUACAUGCGCAAAGGUAGCCCCCGCGAGAAGUUGAUCGAAGAUCUGACCCACACUGACCUGUCCACCAUUCUCACCACAGACACGAUCGACCGCCGGAACCGGAUACUGGCGGAAGAGGAAAGCCGGCGCAAGCUGGAGUACCAGAAGGAGCUGAUCAAGCAGAUCGACGAGAAGCGAAAGGAGGUCGAGCGGUUGCGGGAGAAAGAGAAGUUGGAGGAGGAAAUGCUGACGAGUCGUUUGGAGCAACAGCUAAAAACCAUGCAACUCGAGGAAGAGCUGGAACGCGAGAAGCAACGCAGCGAAAAGAUUCGUCUCGCCAACGAGCAGAACCACAUCCGCCGGCUGCAGCUUCUCUCGAAGCUCGAGAACGACCACAAGGUAUUCAAUCCGUACGACGCCGACCGCAAGACGCUGUCCGAAAACGGCAAGGAGAUCUACCUGGACUCGUCCCAGCAGCAGCGCAAAGUCAGUCAUCUCGGCGGAAGUGGUCCCGCCCACCCGGGCAAGGACAAAGUGUACCGCUACUUUAGCAACUCGGCGCAAAAUCCGGCCAGCCUUGCGUCGACCAGUUUGUCUUCGGAGAUGGAGUACGAUUCUUCCAGCGAGUCCGUGGGUCAGCAACCUGGGAACCGGUACCAGUACUGCAAGAACUGCCGGGCGGACAUUGAUCGGUCGUUUUUACCGCCGCGGACACACUCGAGGCACCAUUAUCAGCAUCACGCGAGCAUGACGACGCCAAAGUCUCACAGGAAGGGGACGACGACGGGUGAGGAGCACAACUGUUUGAACUGCCGAAAACGGAUAGAGAAGUUGUGCGCAAACUGUGACCGGGUUAUGAAGAGGUCCGUUAAGAAAAGCUUGUGCGCGAUCUGCCAGCAGGCGAUGGAGAACAGCCGGAUGCAAAAGGAGGCCCAGUCGGAGCUAAAACGGCAGAGGAGCAAACUGUUACGCUCCAUGGAAAUGCUGGACGACGAAGAAGACGAUCCGAGGCCAGCCUAUCCCACCACCGGAACUUCCCCCACCAACCCGUACAAAAUCAUCGACAUUCAGUACCACGAAAGUGACAACGACCACGACCUGGCCGUGCUCAACCCGGUGAUCGUCCGCAACAACUACAAAAAACAACCCUACUCGGUCAACAUCGCCAAGGAAUCGCUCUUCCACCCAAGCAAAAAGACCCCAGAGCCAAGAGUGGCCGUCAACAUCCGCAACGGGGAGGUCUUUGUGGACAACAACCUGGGACACGGCCGCCACGAGGACACCGAUGACGUGACGACGGACGAAAUGGACGAUCGGAUCUCGAAGUACGUGCGCCACUACAACACGCUCUGGAUGAAGCGGGGCAUGAGGCAGAACAACAACCUCAAGAAUGGGAACGUCCUGAACGGGGAAAAGCUGUCGCCGUCGGCGAUGGCCGGGAAUGGAGGCGGUAACGGAGCGAAGCUGCCAUCGCUUUCGCCGCCGAAAGUGUACGUCAGCGAUCGACCGGACAACGUGAAGAGUGACGCGAUGAAGACCACCGAAAAGAAGUGGGACGUUCCCGCUGUGGAGCGCACCAAAGUAUCCGCGGAAUCCCCGAGGGUGCUAACCCAGCUUGGCGCCAUCCGGAAGCAACUGCAGCUCGAGCAGCUUCAGAUGGAUAACCAAGGGCAUCAGCAGCAGCAGCAACAGCAUCAUCAGGACCACCACAAUUAACAACUAUGGGCGUUGGGUUGUUGACUCGCAAACUUAAAAACCGUCCAAUCCUCUACUCCAUCCAUAAAAAAACAUAUCACAAAAACUAUCUUCGUAAGCAAUAACCGGGUUUAGACUGUAUGACAGUGACUUUUACUUUACUUCUUUUUUUUUGAUAAGGGAAAACAUCGGUUAAAUAUAUUACAAAAGUUCAAUUUAAAUUUA